GUAUCCACAUAUCCAGGUGAAGGAUACAUAUUAAAGGUACAAAAGAUGAACCAUUAAGGGUAGCAGCUUGAGAGUGGUGUCUGGAGUCUUAUUCUAACAGCAAAAUAUAAAUCCUUUUAUUCCCCUUGAAAAACAUUUUAUGAACCACCAUCUUUUUUCACACACCUGAAAGAUUAUCUUUAAAUUCCACUUUUCAUUUUUUUCCAGACGUGGUCAAGAAUUUUUUCCUGCGUAAACUUAAUACCUAUAGGGUAUUAAAACACAACAAAACGUCUCUCUCUUUUUUUUUUUUUUUUUUACAAUAAACCUAACGACUGAAUCUAAAGCAGCUCCCACCUGGAGACAUAAUGCACUUUAUUUAGAAUGGACUAUUUUAUAAUCCCAUCUAAUUCUCUCAUACGGGGAGUAACAAGCCACUUGGGGAUUCAGCCAACAAGAAUACGCGCGUGCCGAUGAGUCACGCCCCUUCGACCAGCCCACUGCUCUGAUAGGCUGAGAGGAGAGCGCAGGGCGAAAUAUUUGAAUAAAAUCCCCACAACGUUUGUCGCGUGGAAAUUAUGAAUCCACAACUGACAUGGACGGUGGAAAGGGAUGCCAUUCUAUCAUGUUCUUCAAUUACAACCCGCGAGAUUAAUCAAGUUGUUUUUUGGCAUUUAACUUUUUUAAUGGUAUUCUAUUACUAAUGUUUAAGGUUUCCAUGUGUACUCGCACUGAAUGGCCAUUUCUUUCAGGAAAAGUGAUGUUUGGUGAUGUUUCAGCUGAGAUAUAGUCCAGAACCUCUGAACCGUCAUCAUUAGGUUACAACUUGUAGUCAAGAAGUAGUUUAUAAGAGGACAGAAAACUGGAAUCUGGAAGAAAACACAUGCAGUGAUUAGGCUACAGAGCGUCAGCUGUCUGUCACUCAACCUGUUACCGAGCAAGAAGUUCUUGGAGUUACUGCGGAAUAAAUAUUAAGUGUUCCGUUUGGAGAUGGGGAGACGGACUCCGGUCAUGUUAGCGGUGUUGGUGAUGGUCCUGCUUGUUCCUGAGAGCUCGGAGGGCAGAAAGGGCCGCGGUGGCCGGACUCAGACUCGCCAGUCACAGCGGGACCGGACGGAGACGACAGAGAGCUUCCCUCUGGACUUUACCGCCGUGCAGGACGGCAACGUGGACACGUUCAUGGAGCAGGUGAAGAACCUAGCUCAGUCCCUCUACCCGUGCUCGGCUCAGAAGCUGGAGGAUGACAUGAAGCUUCACUUUCUGGAGAACUCCUCAGUGACCUGCAACGACGGAACACCCGCCGGGUACUACAUGAAGGAGUCACGGGGAAGUAGAAGAUGGUUGCUGUUCCUCGAAGGUGGAUGGUACUGCUUCAACAAACACAAUUGUGACACCAGGUACGACACCAUGAGGAGGCUGAUGAGCUCUACCAGGUGGCCUCAGUCACGCACAGGUACAGGGAUUCUGUCUCCUCAGCCAGAGGAAAAUCCACACUGGUGGAAUGCAAACAUGGUAUUCAUCCCUUACUGCUCCAGUGAUGUGUGGAGUGGAGCUUCACCAAAGACUGACCAAAAUGACUAUGCAUUCAUGGGAUCCCUGAUCAUUCAAGAGGUUGUGAAGGAACUCCUGACAAAAGGGCUGGAUAAUGCAAAAGUCCUCCUGCUAGCUGGGAGCAGUGCUGGAGGCACAGGUGUUCUGCUGAACGUGGACCGUGUGGCUGAGCUGCUGAAGAGUCUGGGGCAUGGUUCAAUUCAGGUGCGAGGGCUGGCCGACUCGGGCUGGUUUCUGGACAACAAGCAGUACCGCUGCACGGACUGUGUGGACACCAUCGGGUGUGCCCCAACCGAGGCAAUCAAAAGGGGCAUCAGGUAUUGGGGCAGUGUUGUACCUGAGCGCUGCAGACUGGCUCACACAGGAGAGGAAUGGAACUGCUUCUUCGGUUAUAAAGUCUACCCUACCCUGAAAAGUCCAGUGUUUGUGGUGCAGUGGUUGUUUGAUGAGGCUCAGCUGACAGUUGAUAACAUUCACCUUACGGGGCAGCCGGUGCAGCAAGGCCAGUGGCGUUAUAUCCAGAACCUGGGCAUUGAGCUCAGGAACACUCUCAAAGACGUCCCGGCCAUGUUUGCACCUGCCUGCUUAUCACACGAGAUUAUCACGAGAAAUUACUGGAUGGAUGUGCAUGUCAAGGGCACGUCUCUGCCUCGUGCUCUGCAGUGCUGGGACCGCAGCCUCCAGAACAGCCUUCGUAACAACAGCAGUCAUCGCGCUCCGCCUCGUGCAUGCCCGCUACAUCUGAUCGACAGCUGCCCAUGGCCUCACUGCAACCCGACGUGCCCUACGAUCCGAGAUCAGAUGACCGGACAGGAAAUGAGCGUCAUCCAGUUCCUCACUCAUAUGGGCUUUGACGUGCAGCGAAUGGCACAGCAGCAGGGCAUGGAGGCUAGCACACUACUGGGCAUGCUCAAUAAUGGCAACUGAGCCAUGUACACAGAAGCUGAAUGAAAUCAUACACACACACACACACACACACACCCCAUUACCAGUAUAUGAGUUAAGCAGCAAAAUGGCAGUAUGAACUGAAGAGUCAAUUGUAAAUGAUGGAUAUUCACAGGUCCCUUUACAAGGCUGUGGAUUUAAUUUUAAAGGAAGAUGUCGUUUUCAGCCAUAAGCAUUUGUAGCGUAUGUGUGAUUUUACCAGACAAAAAAAAUUAGCCGGUACUGAGAAAAGGACAAAAAAAUAAAACCCUGAAACUUUA
Ictalurus punctatus (channel catfish) is the source of this 2735-nucleotide messenger RNA. RefSeq names its product notum, palmitoleoyl-protein carboxylesterase b (gene notum1b). Bases 970 to 2457 code for a protein of 495 amino acids. NCBI's taxonomy places the organism in Eukaryota, Metazoa, Chordata, Actinopteri, Siluriformes, Ictaluridae. The transcript is spliced from 11 exons. The record is from RefSeq and is a predicted model, not a curated record. Gene Ontology annotation, molecular function: hydrolase activity.